GCCACAGCGCCUCUAUGCGGGUAAAGUUAUGUGUGUUGUCUUUCAAUUUUACAGAUGAGUGAAUGAGAGCGCUGCUGCUCUGUCAAUACGCGCUAUGGCGUCUCUCAGUGAUCAGCUGGAGGAGGUGAGGGUGAAUGCGGAAGGCAGCUUAUCCUCUCCAGGCUCUGCUCAGGAGAUGAGGGCAGGGGUGGCAGCCAUGGCCAAUAUCCCUCUUCCACCCUCCAGCAAAUAUCGCUACAUAGCUGCUGAAAGCAUGCUGACGGAGAACAAUAGUGGAAAUAACAGGAAUGAGUCCCUCAGCCUCCUGCAGAAACUUUCCACCGCUCUUAACAUCUUGGAGAAGUAUGGCUCCAAUCUUACCAACCCCAACAGGCCGAAGUACUGGCGUACAGUCAAGUACAACAACCCUGUCUUCAGGACGACAGUAGACUCUAUUCAGGGUGGCAGAGCAGUACUUAACCUGUACGGCUACACCAAUCAGCAGCAUGAUGGCUUGAGCUUUCCUGAUGAUGUUGUCCAGCCAGAUGUUGAGAAGGUGGCGUCAGUGACUCUUGAGAUCAUGUGUCUUCGUAUGGAACUGGACAUGCUAAUCAAGGGUACCCAUUCUCAUCCAGAGUUUUUUGAAAGACUUAUUCCCUCCCUCACUGUGCAGGAUGAUGAGGGAAUCAGCACAGAUGCAGUUGCAAUCUCUCCUAGUGAGAGACCAUGGGAAAAACAAACUCCCUCAUCUGUGUCUCCUUCCCAGCCUACAUCUCUAUUCAGUCCAGCUCUAGCUCUCUCUUCUCUAGUGCCAUCUACAGGUAAAGACAUCAUGUUUACCAACCCUGGCUUUCCUUUUAAUGAAUAUCUUUUAUUGUUUGCAGAAAACUGCACCAUAUGUGGCAUCUUUCCAGUGUCUGCUCACUGCCCCACCUGCACUCAGCGGCUAUGCACAGAAUGUGACCGGCUGUAUCACUCCCAUUCAGGACGGUCCACACACAUCAGGAUGCCUGUGACUUCCUCAAAAGCCACAAAACGGCACAGCUCAUCACUGUCAACAUGGCAAUGUAAAUACUGCACUACAGUAAAUGCGUUGCAGCAGGUUUUGUGUGAAACCUGUGAUCGACCCCGUCUGUCCUCUUCUGCUCCAUCUCUACAGGAGGAGCCAUCACAGCCUUCUACAAUAUCUGAGUGGCAGUGUAAAAGCUGCACAGUGGUUAAUGCUGGCAGCAGCAUUCUUUGCGAGGUGUGUGAUCGCCCCCGUUUGGCCACCCGACCUCCUGUCGCGCCCUCACGUCCGACCACCUCUGCCACAGGACUAAUGGACAGCCAGUGGAUUUGCCAGUUUUGUACAUACGUCAACCACACACCAUCAACUGUAUGCGAAAUGUGUUGCCUUUCAAAAUCAGAACCUGCCCUAUCACCCUCUAAGCCCCUCCCUCUCUCACCGGUCAAGGACGUAACGCCGCUUUCAGUCGCACCUAAAGUCAUGCCCACUGAGGACCCUGAUUUGAAAAGGCAAAGACUGAUGAAGGAGGAAGGGCUUAAACUUAUUCAGCUUAUUCGUGAGGGAGAGAAGAAAGGAGUGAGUCCAGAGGAGGUGUAUACCAGCAUGUAUGUGUCGGGAAACAGUAACGUAAUGCCAAAUGACUGGCUGAAGGCAGAGCUACCGCAUGUGCUUGAUGAGAUCUGUGUGAUGGCUGCGUCCUGUCAGCAAGAACCCAAUGCACAAUCAAACUCUUCGGGGGGGAAUGAUGGCCAGGAUGGAGAAAAGAGCAAUGCUGUCCCCUUGUCCAGGGCAGAAGCCAAACAGGCCUGGCUGGCAGCAGGGGGCGAUAAUGAGAAAGCCGUCAGACAGGCUCUCAGAGACCGCAGAGUUAAAGUAAAAGAGCUUGGCUCUCUGGGCUUUAAUGAUGUGACCCGCUGUGAAGAAGCCCUAAGGCAGAGCGGAGGGGAUGUGAGGGGGGCUCUCGUCCUGCUGCAGCGCCCUUUACUGGAGCCAUUCCAUCAGCGCAUGUGGAGCGACGAACCAGAGCCCCCCAUUGACAUCAACCAUCCGGAUAAACAGCAUGUUUGCCGUAGGCUGCUAGCGGUGUUUGAGCUGCCCAGCUGGGGGCGAUGUGAGCUGGUUUUGUCUUUGCUGCGGGACCCUACAGCUACAUACACACUGGAGGACGUGGUUCAGGCCGUGCGUGAAUCACCUGACCGGGACUUCAUUCGCAGGGUGCUGAACAAGGAAUGCCCUAUCUGCCUGUCGGUUUUUCCCCACAGCAAGAUGCAGUCGCUGACAUCCUGCCAGUGCUCUGUGUGCUGUGGAUGUUUCAAGCAGCAUUUCACCAUAGCGGUGAGGGACAAGCACAUCAGAGACAUGGUGUGUCCUGUCUGCACAGAGCCUGACAUCAAUGACCCUGAGCACCUUAACAGCUACUUCUCCACUCUGGAUAUACAGCUCAGGGAUUGCCUUGAACCAGACGUGUACGAUCUCUUCCACAAGAAGCUGACUGAGCAGGCUCUCAUCAAGGACCCGAAGUUCCUGUGGUGCAGCCAUUGCUCAUAUGGCUUCAUCUAUGACGGCGAUCAACUCAAGGUCACCUGUAUGCAGUGCAGGAAAAGCUUCUGCGCUCAAUGCAAAAAACCGUGGGAGCCGCAGCACGUCGGGCUCUCGUGUGAGCAGUUCCAGCUGUGGAAGCGAGAGAAUGACCCUGAGUACCAGAGGCAGGGUUUGGCCGGAUACCUGCGUGACAAUGGGAUCACUUGUCCUAACUGUAGGUUCCAGUAUGCUCUGGCCAGGGGCGGCUGUAUGCACUUCAGUUGUUCCCAGUGCAGGUAUCAGUUCUGCAGUGGAUGUAACAACCCUUUCCACACAAAGUGUGCAGUGAACCAGUGUACUGUGACAGGUCUGCAUGCCCAUCACCCCAGAGACUGCCUCUUCUACCUCCGAGACUGGGAGCCUGCCAGGCUUCAGGCCUUACUGCAGAAAAAGGCGGUGAACUACAAUACUGAAACUGCAACAGGAGCACAGACUGGUGUGUGUGGAGUGAUCGAGCAGAAAGAUGAAGGGCCUCGUCCGACUGAUUCGCCGUGCGGGGCUCAGACUCAGCCGGGACAGGCAGGACUCUGCGAGAAGCAUUAUCGAGAGUACCUGGUCAGCCUCAUUAAUGGACAUUCUAUUGACCCCGCCCUCCUUUACGCUCUUGAUGAGCUGAUCGUGGCCUGCAGGAGAUACCAUGUGGACAUCACACAGGGGGAAGGAGAAGAUGAGAGAGCAUACUUUGCCAGACUUAAGAAACUCAUGGAUGACGUGCCUCUGGGUGACAAGGUCCUUCGCAAGAAGUGAAGAUGUUUUUACUUUGUUCAUUUAACCUGUGCUGACUAUUUUACCCACUUGCGCCUGUAGCUCCGCUUUAUGAUCUGAGCUGAGAGGCUGACAGAAUUUUAAACACAGUGCUUCCCUGUUCUCAAUGUGAUGUAGUUGCACACAUUUGCACAAUGCACACACUGGUUUUUUUCUUUUUCUUAAGGUUUUGUGAUGGGAAAUUCUUCAUUUUAAUCAUGUUUUGAUUUUAAUCACCCUCUAAUAGCAUUAUAGCUGUAGCCUGAUGAUAAAAAAAAACAGACUAAGACAAAACACUUUGACAGCUAUUGUGAACCAUUUAUUGUUUCUGUGAAUGCAUAUAAACAAGUUUUAUAUUUCAUUAAGUACAUUUUAAAGUUAAACAGACAAAAAUCGUAAAACAACAGCAUUUUAAAUGAUUUUAUGAGUGAACUUUCUGUUGAUUGUACCUCAGGCUGUUCAUUAUCAGUUUAUUCAACCAAAUUAAAACAAAAACAAAAUCUCCACAUUGAUGGGUGUCAAAAGACGUACAAUCAUGGGUUUAUAUGUACAUAUAUAUGAUUAAACAUAAUUUAUAAAAUGUUGAA
Messenger RNA from Rhinichthys klamathensis goyatoka, 3900 nucleotides. RefSeq names its product E3 ubiquitin-protein ligase RNF31. The transcript has 23 exons. Lineage: Eukaryota; Metazoa; Chordata; Actinopteri; Cypriniformes; Leuciscidae. Gene Ontology annotation, cellular component: LUBAC complex. Gene Ontology annotation, biological process: protein linear polyubiquitination. Gene Ontology annotation, molecular function: linear polyubiquitin binding; K48-linked polyubiquitin modification-dependent protein binding; K63-linked polyubiquitin modification-dependent protein binding. The record is from RefSeq and is a predicted model, not a curated record. The coding region runs from base 95 to 3316 and encodes 1073 amino acids.